AUGGGCAACCAAUCUUCCAAAGAGGGCGGCUCCAAAAACGGCGGCGGAGACGGCCUCCAAUCUUAUCCUUCCUUUAGCAAGUCGGAUACCAAAGACUCGACUCGAUCUUUCCGUGGGCUGCGGUCUAAAAUCCCCGGCAGCGGUAAGACUGACAGCCCGAGAAACUCGGUUGUGCUCAACGGCGACGAUGCUGCUUCAGUCAAGUCUGGUAGGAGCGGUCGCUCCAGCAUCUCCCGCUCCGGCAAAAGCACCGACACGAUCCCGCUGAGAAGCCCCUCGACCGACCUAUCCGCAGCGAAUUCAAACGAAGACGGGCUGCCCCCGCCGUCCCCAGUGUCCGAAUCAGUCAUGAGUGGCGCGCACGAUGUGAGCGCUGCACAGGCUUCUGGCGAAGUUGACCACGUUUCCGACCAGCCUCCGUCGGCCAACGCCAGCCUCAAUACGCAUUUACUCCCUCCGGGCCAGUCCAUUCUAGUGAAGCGAGCGGACACUCCCGUCAAGAAGCCUAAGAAGCCCAAGAAUGAUGCCAUGGGCAUGGACGAAAUCAAGGAGAUGGACCUUGAUGACUAUAUUAAGAGACUACUCGACGCUGGGUACGCCGGCAAGGUCACCAAGAGCGUAUGUCUCAAGAACGCGGAAAUCAUGGCUAUAUGUGCUCGAGUCCGAGAGAUCUUCUUGGCCCAGCCCGCGCUACUGGAGCUCGAUGCGCCCGUCAAAAUCGUUGGAGACGUGCAUGGGCAAUAUACUGACCUCAUUCGUAUGUUUGAGAUGUGCGGAUUUCCCCCAACGUCCAACUACCUCUUCCUCGGAGACUAUGUCGAUCGAGGGAAGCAAUCUCUCGAAACAAUCCUGCUCCUGCUCUGCUACAAGCUCAAAUUCCCCGAAAACUUCUUUCUGCUUCGAGGAAACCACGAGUGUGCCAACGUGACCCGAGUCUACGGUUUCUAUGACGAAUGUAAGCGAAGGUGCAACAUUAAAGUCUGGAAGACCUUUAUCGAUUGCUUCAAUACGCUUCCGAUUGCUGCCAUUGUGGCCGGAAAGAUCUUUUGUGUCCAUGGAGGCCUGUCGCCUGCUUUGAGCCACAUGGACGAUAUUCGCAACAUCGCACGGCCCACCGACGUUCCCGACUACGGGUUGCUGAAUGACCUUCUGUGGGCUGAUCCGGCCGAUAUGGAGCAAGAUUGGGAAGCAAAUGAGCGAGGAGUCAGUUAUUGUUUUGGAAAGAAGGUUAUCACCGAUUUCCUCGCAACUCAUGACUUUGACUUGGUCUGCCGCGCCCACAUGGUGGUAGAAGACGGGUAUGAAUUCUUUAACGAUCGAGUAUUAGUCACAGUGUUUAGCGCACCAAAUUAUUGCGGUGAAUUCGAUAAUUGGGGUGCAGUCAUGUCCGUAUCGUCCGAGUUGCUUUGCAGCUUUGAGCUUCUCAAACCUCUCGACUCUAGUGCUCUAAAGAGCCACAUUAAGAAAGGCCGGAAUAAGCGUCAGCAAAUGCUUAACAGUCCUCCUGCACUGGUCAUGCCUCAGAGUGUCUAAUGACGCGAAUUUUCAAGAGAACUGUGCUCUCUUUACUCACUCUCCUCUCUCAAUAUUUGCAUUCUAUUUUUUUUUCCAACGACAAAAAAAAAAGAAACUAGGAGGCGGCUUGAAGUUGCCAGCAGGCAACACCAUACAUCUUAUACCAUAUUCUCAGGAAAGGGGACUAUGUGUCCAUGUGAUUGAUAUGGCAAGGCAACACAGUAUGUGGCCACUAUAGCCACGGGGUAAUAACCGUGGCGAGGAAUUGACUGGCUUAUCUGAACGGUAAAACGUAAUUGUCUGAGCCAAGACCUGAAACGGUCUCUUGGCAUCACGCCCUGCUAUGGGCCGCAUUUCUUUUGGGCAGGCGGAAAUUAUUCUUUGUUUGCUUUAUUCUUUUCUCUCCUUUUUCAAUACAUGUCGGCGCCAUGAACGUGGGAGGAUCAAUGGGUAGAUGAACAAGACUUUGUAGCAGAUAGGAUCUAUAACCAUGGCAUUGGGGAAUUGUUCACUGGAGCUCUAUACAAUAUGGGCUCACGCUGGGGGUCUCUGAGACGUCCACCGCAAUUUUAGAUUACGCGCCUACUUGUUUGAGCCAACUUUUGGUAGAAACAUUCAAAAUGGGGCUUUUUUUCUU
This is a messenger RNA of Trichoderma atroviride IMI 206040, 2152 nucleotides long. RefSeq lists its product as uncharacterized. Gene Ontology annotation, molecular function: protein serine/threonine phosphatase activity. Gene Ontology annotation, cellular component: cytoplasm; nucleus. The record is from RefSeq and is a predicted model, not a curated record. NCBI's taxonomy places the organism in Eukaryota, Fungi, Ascomycota, Sordariomycetes, Hypocreales, Hypocreaceae.